UUGAAAUUUGCAUAAUUUGCUUGGAUUUUCAAUUUGUUAUUCUCAUGAAAGUUUGAUUCUCCGAGGAAUUAAAAGGAGUUCACAAAUUUUCGCUCUCUCUCUCUCUUCUUCUUUUUUUCGUUCAUUGCGUAGGGCCUUUCUCUCUCUCUGAAAUGAAGUCUUCGUGGGGUAAACUUCGAAGAUAUGCGCUCCACAAGAACUAUGGCAAGGAUAAAUUAGAUUUUUUAUAUUCAGCUCAUUUGGAUGAACUCGCUCAAGCAGCUAAGGAUACGCAAGAUAUGAGAAAUUGCUAUGAUAGCUUACUUUUGGCGGCUGCAGCAACUGCUAACAGUGCAUAUGAAUUCUCGGAGUCACUACAAGAAAUGGGCUCCUGUCUGCAAGGAAAGAGACUGCUACCUGAUGAUGAAGAAAGCCGGAGGAUUCUGUUAAUGUUGGGGAACUUGCAGUUUGAACUCCGAAAACUCGUGGAUGACUAUCGCUCACAUAUAUUGCUGACAAUUACAAAUCCAUCCGAGUCACUUCUCAAUGAGCUUAGGACUGUUGAGGAUAUGAAGCUGCAGUGUGACGAAAAAAGAAAUGUCUAUGAAUACUUGGUGGCACAACAAAAGGAAAAAGGAAGGUCUAAAGGUGGAAAAGGUGAAACUUUCACUUUGCAGCAGUUGCAAACAGCUCGUGAUGAAUAUGAUGAAGUGGCUACUCUUUGUGUUUUCCGGUUGAAAUCUUUGAAGGAAGGUCAAUCCAGAAGUCUUGUAACACAAGCUGCUCGUCACCAUGCAGCUCAGUUGAAUUUCUUUAGGAAAGGGCUUAAAUCACUUGAGGCAAUUGAACCUCAUGUUAGGCAAGUUACGGAACACCAACACAUUGAUUACCAGUUCUGCAGUCUUGAAGAUGAUGGUGGGGAAGAUGGUGAGAUUUCCUAUGAUCUGAACAAAGAUGGGGAAUUAAGUUUUGACUAUAGAGCAAAUGAGAAGGGGGUUGGUGUUACCUCUACAUCAAGGAAUUCAAUGGAGGUAGAUGAAGUAAGUUCUUCAUUUCCCCAAACUUCAAAGAUGGAAAAUGCAGAGGUAAACCCUGAGAAAAGCCAUGGGGAUGUUCAGGUCUCAAGUAGGGAGCACAAAGUGGGUAGCCAUUCAGCCCCCAUAUUUCCAGAAAGGAAGCUUGAUCCUGCUGAAAGAGUAAAACAGAUGCUGCAGUCAUCUACAAGGAGGUCUAAUGCUUAUGUGCUUCCAACCCCAAAUGAUUCAACGUUUGCAGCUUCUUCAAGAACAAGUAGCUCUGUUUCCCACUCGAGACCAACAAAUGUAGCUGGACAUCCACACAAUUUAUGGCAUUCCUCCCCACUAGAGCAAAAGAAUCGAGAGAAAGAUUCCCGUGAUGGUCAAUCAUCAUUAGAGUUUACCAUCUUGAAUUCUGAGUCAGUUCUUAAGGAGAACAGCAGUCGUAAUAAUAUCGCUAUGCAACUACCCCCUCCUUUGACUGAAGUACAAGAAUUUGCCCUGCUGGAUAUCUCCUCCGAAGGCAAAAUUAUGAAAAGAAAAUCUGUUUCUGGUCCAUUAUCUAGUCAACAAUCGUUAACAAAGCCUGUUCUGCCGGCAAGCAGUUCUAUUCCACCUGCCAAACUUCCCAAUUUAGCUUCUGCAGUAUUUUCUCAUUUAACAAUUCCUCGAUCGUUGUCACCUCCCAAAGUAUCCCCAAGUGCAUCACCUCCCUUUGUUUCUUCACCCAGAUUAAAUGAGCUUCACGAGCUUCCGAGGCCUCCUGAUAAUUUAGCUGCCAAAUCAGCAAAACCUCCUGCCUUGGCUGGUCACUCAGCUGCACUAAUCUCAAGAAAUCAAGAGCUUUCUGCUAGUAAUAUUCCUCCACCGGCAGCAAGCGGAGCAUCUCGCCUUCCAACUCCACCUUUGAUAGUACCUCGAAGUUUCUCUAUGCCUUCUCGCCAUCAAAGAGCAAUGGCGCAUAAUUUUUCCAGGCUUUUGGAGGCUCCGCAAGUUCCAGAGAAGGAUGGAGAAGCUGCAUUGCCUUCGUUGAUGCCCAUGAAACCAAUACCUGGCGUUCCCGAAGUGGCGUCUCAUUCUGACCAAAUCAGAAGCGGAAGCCGAGAUAGCUGAUUCGUUUGCAGCUGAUCGAACCUUUAUCCGGAUAGUUUUAGGUGAGGAGCAGUGCGUAAAUACGAGGUUUAGUGAUGCGUUAGCUAAGUUCGUGAUCCCAAAUCUUGGUUAGGCUGGUGCGCUGGCGUAUUUAUUGGUUGUUGAGGAUUAAUGAUAAAGAAGUUCCCACGAUUGUAGUGAUCGUUGUUUUGUAUUGUAUCACAUAUAUUGUCCACUGUUCACAUAAGGAAAUUGCUUUUGUUGCUUGAUCCGAGAUUGCAUGUGUGCUGUCAUUAGCAG
This is a messenger RNA of Hibiscus syriacus, 2387 nucleotides long. RefSeq lists its product as uncharacterized. Lineage: Eukaryota; Viridiplantae; Streptophyta; Magnoliopsida; Malvales; Malvaceae. The coding region runs from base 153 to 2108 and encodes 651 amino acids. The record is from RefSeq and is a predicted model, not a curated record. The transcript is spliced from 11 exons.